Molecule: messenger RNA, 1398 nt
Organism: Carya illinoinensis
Lineage: Eukaryota; Viridiplantae; Streptophyta; Magnoliopsida; Fagales; Juglandaceae
Product: homoserine kinase-like
Exons: 1
Coding region: 106-1200 (364 amino acids)
Biological process (GO): L-threonine metabolic process
Molecular function (GO): homoserine kinase activity; ATP binding
Source: RefSeq, a predicted model, not a curated record
CUAUGCCAUUUUCUUAGCUCUCCCCUACCUACGUACCUGUAAAACCCCAACAUAAUCUUUCACUCUCUCUCUCUCUCUCUCUCUCUCCCCCCUUUGACACGUGCAAUGGCCAUUUGCUACCAGGCUCCGGUAAAGCCCAUCUGUGUUCGACCUCCGACAACUUUCUCCUCGGCCUCCAAAUCCCCGUCUUUCCGCUGCAACUUCUCUCUGCCCUCUUCAACCCAAAUACGGGAACCCGAACCGAUAUUGGUCUCCGUCAAGGCUUUCGCACCGGCUACCGUCGCUAACCUCGGACCCGGUUUCGACUUCCUCGGUUGCGCCGUGGAUGGCCUCGGAGACUUCGUGUCAAUCUCUGUCGACCACAACGUCCACCCGGGACAGAUCUCCAUUUCCCACGUCUCCGGCGACGCCUCCUCUAAACUCAGCAAGAAUCCUAACUGGAACUGCGCCGGCAUUGCUGCCAUCGAGGUCAUGAAGAUGCUCGGCAUCAGAUCAGUUGGCCUUUCCCUCUCCCUUGAGAAAGGCUUGCCAUUGGGCAGCGGCCUAGGCUCCAGCGCCGCCAGCGCUGCCGCCGCCGCUGUAGCAGUCAACGAGAUCUUCGGCGGGAGACUCGGACCCGAAGAGCUCGUCCUCGCCGGGUUGAAGUCGGAGGAGAAGGUAUCGGGUUACCACGCCGAUAACGUGGCCCCGGCGAUCAUGGGCGGCUUCGUUCUGGUCCGCAACUACGAGCCACUGGAGCUUAUGAGACUCAACUUCCCGGCCGAAAAUGAUCUCUUCUUUGUUCUCGUGAGCCCGGAGUUCGAGGCACCCACGAAGAAAAUGCGGGCGGCUUUGCCUGGUGAGAUUGGGAUGGCGCACCACGUUUGGAAUUGUAGCCAGGCCGGGGCGCUGGUGGCGUCGGUUUUUCAGGGGGACUUGGUGGGAUUGGGAAAAGCUUUGUCGGCGGAUAAGAUUGUGGAGCCGAGGCGGGCGCCAUUGAUUCCCGGUAUGGAAGCGGUGAAGAAGGCGGCCAUUGAGGCCGGUGCGUUCGGUUGUACGAUUAGCGGGGCAGGGCCAACGGCAGUGGCGGUCAUAGAUAGUGAGGAGAUGGGGAAGAGGAUUGGGGAGAGCAUGGUGGAGGCGUUUUGGAGAGUGGGGAAUUUGAAGGCGGUGAAGGCAGUAAAGAAGCUUGAUAGGGUGGGUGCCAGGCUUGUUUCAUGAUGAUCAUUGCAAUUUGAGUUUUUUAUUUUUUUGUCAAAGCAUUGGCUUUCAAUUUUGAUGUUUAAUUCUACGUUACCAACUGCAAAUUAGAGCAUCUGAUGGCCAAUAAAUAGUGAUGAAACAAUGAAAUUUAUGAUUGUUGUAUGAGUUUUGCUGGCUGUUGUGAUCAAUAUUAUGAGGAAAAAUGGUUAUCUGACA